AUGUCAGUGAUUCCAACAAUUAAGGCAUUUUUUAAUGCCAAUAGGCAAUAUGCGAUAGUCGGUGCCAGCAACAAUCCAACAAAAUAUGGAUAUAAAAUUCUCGCUUGGUAUCUCAAUCAUAACUUAUCAAUUAUUCCCAUUAAUCCAAAAGAACAAGAAAUAUUAGGAACUAAAGUAGUUAACAAUAUUAAUGAUGUCGUAAAAGCUAUAGCUUCUCAUCAAGAUAUUUUAACCUAUAAAACAUCUUCAGUUGAUGGGUUGAGUAUUUCAUUUUUAACCCCACCAAAAAUUACUAGAGCUACAGUUCAAGAUAUUGGAAAAAUUGAUGGAUAUAAGGAUGUUAUCAAAGGUUUAUGGUUCCAACCAGGUAGUUAUGAUCAAGAAGUAUUGGAUGCCGCACAAGAUUUAGGAGUAUUUGAAAAAGUCAUUCAUGAAGGGAAUUGUAUUUUGGUUAGCGGUGAGAACGGCAUGCGUGCGGCUGGUUUAUAG
Molecule: messenger RNA, 489 nt
Organism: Hemisphaericaspora subhashii
Lineage: Eukaryota; Fungi; Ascomycota; Pichiomycetes; Serinales; Debaryomycetaceae
Product: CoA-binding protein
Exons: 1
Coding region: 1-489 (162 amino acids)
Source: RefSeq, a predicted model, not a curated record